This is a messenger RNA of Oncorhynchus kisutch (coho salmon), 1032 nucleotides long. Its product is annotated as vegetative cell wall protein gp1-like. The record is from RefSeq and is a predicted model, not a curated record. The coding region runs from base 1 to 1032 and encodes 343 amino acids. The transcript has a single exon. NCBI's taxonomy places the organism in Eukaryota, Metazoa, Chordata, Actinopteri, Salmoniformes, Salmonidae.
AUGACUACCACCUCUGUGGCCAGGGGUACUCCAUCACCCCCUAACCCAGCCUCUCGGCCACCCUACCUCCCAGCCUCCCAGCCCCCCUACCUCCCAGCCUCCCAGCCCCCCUACCUCCCAGCCACCCAUUCUUCCAGCCACCCAGCCUCCCUGCCAACCAGCCUCCCUGCCAACCAGACAUCAAGCCUCCCUGCCAACCAGCCUCCCUGCCAACCAGACAUCCGGCAUUCCUGUCUUUCAGCCUCCUAUUCUUCUAGCCUCCCUGCCACCAAGUCUUCUUCUUGCAACCCAACCUCCCAGCCUUCCAGCUGCUCACCCAGCCUCCCUGUCUCUUACCCAGCCUCCCUGCCUCUCACCCAGCCUCUUACUCAUCCUCCCUGCCUCUUACCCAGUCUCCCUGCCUCUUACCCAGCCUCCCUGCCUCUCACCCAGUCUCCCUGCCUCUUACCCAUCCUCCCUGCCUCUUACCCAGUCUCCCUGCCUCUUACCCAGGCUCCCUGCCUCUCACCCAGCCUCCCUGCCUCUUACCCAAUCUCCCUGCCUCUUACCCAGCCUCCCUGCCUCUUACCCAGCCUCCCUGCCUCUUACCCAUUCUCCCUGCCUCUUACCCAGCCUCCCUUACCCAGCCUCCCUGCCUCUUACCCAGCCUCCCUGCCUUUUACCCAGCCUCCCUGCCUCUUACCCAGCCUCCCUUACCCAGCCUCCCUGCCUCUUACCCAGCCUCCCUGCCUCUUACCCAGCCUCCCUUCCUCUUACCCAGUCUCCCUGCCUCUUACCCAGCCUCCCUGUCUCUUACCCAGCCUCCCUGCCUCUUACCCAGCCUCCCUUACCCAGCCUCCCUGCCUCUUACCCAGCCUCCCUGCCUCUUACCCAGCCUCCCUUACCCAGCCUCCCUGCCUCUUACCCAGCCUCCCUGCCUCUUACCCAGUCUCCCUGCCUCUUACCCAGCCUCCACAGACAGAGAGCUCCAGCCAAACUCUGUAUUCCCACCGCUGUCCUGUGAAAACCCAACAGGGGGAAAGACACAUUUGA